Molecule: messenger RNA, 1339 nt
Organism: Xenopus laevis (African clawed frog)
Lineage: Eukaryota; Metazoa; Chordata; Amphibia; Anura; Pipidae
Product: protein kinase C delta type-like
Exons: 8
Coding region: 29-805 (258 amino acids)
Source: RefSeq, a predicted model, not a curated record
GAUCAGUAGAGAAGCUCGGAUCUUGAAGAUGGCCAAAAGUUGCCCCUUUCUAUGUCAUUUACAUGCAGCCUUCCAAUCAGAGGUGCAAGUCUUCUUUGUGCUGGAAUAUGCCUGCGGGGGAACAUUAAACAACAUCAUUUCAAAGAAUGGAAGACUACCAACUGAAACAAUCCAGUUCUACACUGCAGAGAUUAUUAUUGGCCUCCAGUUUCUGCACUCGAACGGCGUCGUUCAUUGUGAUCUGAAGCCUGAUAACAUCUUGGUGGAUAGGGGUGGACACAUUAAAAUCUGCGACUUCGGCAUUUCUGCUGAAGGACUGUUCGACAAGAAGCUCAUCUGCGGAUUGGGUGGAACCCCUGGCUACCGGGCCCCGGAGGUUUUAUUACUGGAAUGGUAUAAUGCAGGGGCUGACUGGUGGUCAUUAGGUGUGACCAUCUAUGAAAUGGCUACAGCUAAACAACCAUUUAGCCCAUCAAUCAGUGUUGUGAAGGAGUUUAUCUCAAUCAAGACUCCUGAAUAUCCAAGUCACAUGAGCCAGGAACUGCAGGACCUCCUGUCAAAGCUUCUGGAGAAGGACAAGAAGCAACGCUUAGGAGUGAAUGGCAACAUCAGGGAGCACCCAUUCUUUGCUUCAAUCAAUUGGGAAAAUCUGGAAAAGAAAAAGGUGAAGACACCUUUUCAGCCAAAAAUGCCAUUCGCAAGUGAGUUUAGUGUGAUUUCACCAGGAUUGUCCGCUGAUGCCUUCAAGAGAGAGAGGGUAGAAGAACUUUCCUAUGUGGACCCCACCUGGCAUUGGCAGGAGUAAUGCAUUCUCCUGUGCUCAUGUGACCCAACAUCAUGGUGGCCAGAUGAGCCAGUGACCAAGCCAACAUACCAUCUAUGGCAAACUGCAGCAGUUAACAUCAGAUCUGCCUGCAUUAUAAAUCUGCAACAGUCUACAGCAAGUGUCCAACCACCUACAGCAGCACCCCACUGUAUCCACCAGUUGCUUCCACAAACAACAGGAGGCAACUUGAGUCAAAGUGGCAGGUAAGUACCCCAUCUCUAUAAGGGCCUGCAUCUUCCUUGACCAUCUAUUUGAGCUGAAUUUCAUCUCCAUUUAUCUGCUUGCUUUGAUAUAUUCAUUGUUAAAACCCUGAUUAUAGGGAGCGUGGUAGGUAUAAACUGAGUUUUUAUGUAUUUGGAUUUCAUUUAUUUGUCAAUAUGUAGGAAAUCGUGUUUCAUAAUUUGUAUAGAAUGAGUUAUAUAAGAAAAAAAAACAAAAACAAAAAAAAAUUAGAUUAGAUUAUACAGAGAACAUAUAUUGUGAUGUGUGUGUGUGUGUAUAGAUAUAGAUAUA